This is a messenger RNA of Kockovaella imperatae, 1863 nucleotides long. RefSeq names its product glyoxal oxidase precursor. The transcript is spliced from 3 exons. Lineage: Eukaryota; Fungi; Basidiomycota; Tremellomycetes; Tremellales; Cuniculitremaceae. The coding region runs from base 1 to 1863 and encodes 620 amino acids. The record is from RefSeq and is a predicted model, not a curated record.
AUGACUCGUUCUCUCUCCACCGUGGUUCACGUCCUUUCAUUGGCUCUCGCCCUGUCCCCUGCGUCGGCUCAACUGGCGAACACGUUCCAGUAUGUCGGUCUAUCUGGAGCUUCGGCCCAGCAGAUGUUUCUAGGAAGGCCCGAUAGGGUCUAUAUAGUCGAUAAGACCGAGCGAAACAACAUCACUGUCGAUGGGCAUCCGGGUUGGGCGACCGAGUAUGACCUUCAGACUAACACUUUCCGUCCCAUGGCCGUGUUAUCGAACUCAUUCUGUGCCGGUGGGACUGUUCUGGGCAACGGGACGUGGUUGAAUGUCGGGGGCAACCAAGCCAUCGAGAUGGGAGGAGUGUCACCUCCUGGAAUCAGUCAAACGGGUCAAAAUCCAUACGGUGAUUGGGAUGGAGGCAAGGCCUUACGACUGCUCGACCCAUGCGAUGACGAGACUUGCGAGUGGCUCGAUGAUCCUGCAUUGUACCUUACGUCUAGGCGGUGGUAUCCUACACUGGAGACUUUGGAGGAUGGGACUGCGAUCAUCUUCGGAGGUUGUGAAUGGGGCGGAUACGUCAACUUUGCCAAUAAUAAUCAGAACAAUCCAACUGUCGAGUUCUGGCCAUCACGGGGCGAGCCGUUCACCUUGGACUUUCUGAUCAAGACUCUCCCUGUCAAUCUCUUCCCUCUUGUUUGGCUCCUUCCUUCAGGCAAUAUCUUCAUACAAGCUGAAUUUCAAGCCAUGAUAUUGGACUACAAGAACAUGAUCGAGUACGACAUUGCGGAUAUACCCGAUGCCGUCCGUGUGUAUCCUGCCAGUGCGGGAACUGCUGUCUUCCCUCUGACCCCGGAGAACAACUGGACGUCCACCAUCAUCUUUUGCGGAGGUACAGAUCUCGAAGCGGAUCAAUGGAACCCUGUAUGGGCCAUCACAAAGUAUCCUGCGUCUACAAGCUGCGUCACUAUCAGCCCAGAUGUCGAUCUCACUUGGUAUCAAGAUGAUCCGCUCGAUGCUGGUCGGUCCAUGGGGAAUUUCAUCAACCUGCCCGAUGGUAGAUUGUUGCUUCUCAAUGGCGCUGGGAAUGGAACUGCAGGAUACGGCAACAACAGUUGGGCCGUUGGACAAUCUUACGCCGAUGAGCCGAGAUUGCAAGCGUGGUAUUAUGAUCCCGCACAACCUUCCGGAAGUCGAUGGUCCAAAGCUGGUCUGACAACCAUUCCGAGAAUGUACCACUCGUCGUGUACCUUAUUGGCGGACGGCUCUGUCAUUGUGUCGGGAAGUAAUCCGAAUGCCGAUUACAUAUCCCCUGGGACCCCAGGUUAUACCUUUGUCACCCAGUAUCAGGUUGAAAUCUUUUAUCCGGAUUACUGGGACAAGCAACGUCCAGCUCCCGGUAACAUGCCCAGCAAUUUCACAUACGGUGGGGAGUAUAUCAAUGUCACUCUGACCAUGGAGGAUCUUAACAACGACGCACUGAACAUCAACAAGACGAAAGCAGUCAUCAUACGCACUGGGUUCUCGACACACACUAUGAACAUGGGCCAGAGACAUGUCGAACUUGAAACGUCCUUCACUUCCAAUACGGACGGCUCAGCUACACUACACGUUGCUCAAUUACCGCCGAAUCCGGCCAUCUUAGUCCCUGGUCCAGCGCUCUUCUUUGUCGUCGUCGACGGCGUGCCAAGUAACUCGUCAUGGAUCAUGGUUGGGAAUGGCCAGCUGGGUGAUCAACCGAUCGGCGAAGCGAGCGUCUUGCCACAGUCUACCAUCUCCGCACAGCUUGUCGCUCAGUACGGCAAGCGUGAUGAGCUGGACAUGGAGCAGCGCGGCUUCUGGCAUUGGGGCAAGCGGGGCAGUCUACUAUGGGAUUUUUAA